Messenger RNA from Funneliformis caledonium, 180 nucleotides. NCBI's taxonomy places the organism in Eukaryota, Fungi, Glomeromycota, Glomeromycetes, Glomerales, Glomeraceae. The record is from the annotation of a GenBank genome assembly.
GUAUCAUUUAAUAAUCUUGAAAUGACUUAUCAGUCACAUUUAAAUGCUGACAAUGAAGAUAUUCAAUAUUUAAAAUUUUCUAAUAAUAAAGAAGAAAUAGGAGAAUUAGUCUGCGAAGUUGAAAUUUUAUCUAAAGAACAAAUUGAUAAUUUUAAAAAAAAUAUGAUAAAAUUAAUAUAG